Messenger RNA from Acanthaster planci (crown-of-thorns starfish), 2128 nucleotides. RefSeq lists its product as uncharacterized. Lineage: Eukaryota; Metazoa; Echinodermata; Asteroidea; Valvatida; Acanthasteridae. The record is from RefSeq and is a predicted model, not a curated record.
AUGUCACCUGAACUGCCUAACCUUAUGCACACUCAGUACAAAAAGUAUCAGGACUUAAAGAACAACUUGAAAAGCAAUGAAAUCAUUGUUCAUGUUGACUUUUCAGAGAAUUAUGACAACAAACAGCAACAUGCCAUACAAAGCGCAUACUUUGGAUAUCAGUCUUUCUCACUGUACACAGUGUGUGUUUACCACGUGCAGAAUGAUAAAGUGAAAACACAGAGUUACGCCUUAGUCACAGAAACUACAGAGCACAGCAGUACAGUUGUGUUUGGCUUAAACCGAUAUCUUCUGCAAAUGCUGAAGUCAAAGUUUGAAUUUGACACAGUUCAUUUUUUCUCAGAUGGCUGUUCUGCACAGUUUCGAAGCAAACACUCAUUCAUGCAUUUUACAAAAUUUGACCCCUCUCUUAAAUUCUACUGGAACUACUUUGAAACGAGUCAUGGCAAAGGGCCAGUUGAUGGAGUUGGAGGAACAGUGAAGUCUGUUGUCUACCGCAAAGUCAUGAGCAAACAAGUUGUUAUACAGAACCCAAAGCACUUUGCAGAGUAUGCAAAUAGUGUCCUCAAAGGAAUCGAUGUGCUCUUUGUUGGGGCUGAGGAAAUGUCAGUAGAUGAAUCUGAAGAGGACUCAGUUGUAAUUCCAGGCACGCUUAAAGUCAGAUAUGUGGAACGGAUCAUUCAGAAAGGAUCUGUCCUUCUCAAGUUCUCCACAGAAAGUCCUUUCGGUCCUCCUGAUUUCCACAUUGAACCAUUUCGUACAAUGAUAUACCCCAACACUCCCAACAAAUGCACACCAAACAUGGAUCCAGGUGACCAAUCCAAACAAACUAAAGAUGAGAUUGGAACACAACCUUCAGUUGGUCAGUGGUAUGCUGUAUACUUUGAUGAUUUCUCAUACUGGUACAUUGGCAUGGUUAUAGAGUUGAAUGAAAAUUCAAGCAUGGCCAAACUGGACUUCCUGCAACAGAGCGGUUUAGACAAAAACCUCUUCAACAGAAACAAAAGCGAUGUGUCCUGGGUGGAUGUAGAAAACAUAUUCUACAAGCUAGAGGCACCAUACCCACUUUCCUUUUCAAGGACAUCAACGCUCAUUAUGAAUGACAGAGAUUUCAGAGAGGUCAAGCGAAUCUUUGCUGAAAAGUUUUCAAAGUAACCUGCAUGUUUAAGUGUAUGAUGUUGAAACAGGAAAAACAUAAAUAACUUUGUAUUGGGGGUAUCUGGCAUACGUACAGCUUUGAUGAAACUCAGUAAUGUAUUGUUCUGUUCAGAAAGCAUCAGUAGCUGAUAAGAUUAUUACAGGUAUCUGUCAGGGAUAACAAUGUUUAAUGCGAAAUAGGUACUGAUCUUCCUUAAAAGCCUGUAAUUUUUUUAAUGUGUUUACUAAGCAUUUCACAUUUAAACAGAAUGACUUUUUUCUUGAAUGUUUACAAAUUUAAAGCACCAUCCAAACAUAUCUUGCCAGUGAUGACAUUGAUUACAGUUUGUCUUUGAAAAUUUGUUUCAUUUGUAAUUUCAGUAUUAAAGUGAAGUUACUGGUAAGAAUCUGUUCUUACUUUCUAAAACUUAAAUUUGUAUAGAAUGUGGACCUGAAUGACAAUUUUUAGAGACCUGCUUGAAAAUACAAUUUAUUAUUUGUUUUUGUACAUGUACAUUCCACUUAAACAUCAACUGCAAAAACAUGUCGGAUGGAAUGCGACAUGUCGGACGGAAUUUCAGGCAACUUUCUCAAAUAAUUGCAAGAAGCUUGUCUGUUUAUUCAAUUUAAUUGCCAAGUUAGUAAGCACAGGUAGCUACCUAAAGGCCUCUAUCAUUAAAAACCAAUUUCUUUGAACUUUGUUUUUGGUCAACAUUUCAAUUCCGUCCGACAUGAUUGAUUCCGUCCGACAUGGUGUUGGUUCAAUCAAGCCAAACUAAAAAUGACAAGGUCUGGUAAACAAAAGCUCUGUCUUAAUACAAGUGUUGAUAGUUACUCUUCUUCACAUAAAACACAGAAAAAGAUAUCCCCUCAACUUUUGAUAACAUUCGAUUUUGUUCAUGAAAUUUUGAGUACGCUCAUUUUUAUCGAUUCCGUCCGACAUGUUAACAUUACUCUUUAUAACAAAUAAAGAAAAGUGUUGAAUUUGGAA